GUAAUGAAAAUCUUGCGGCACAAGUACCUCAUCAGCUUCUAUCAGGCCAUUGAGACCACAUCUCGAGUGUACAUCAUUCUGGAGCUGGCUCAGGGUGGUGACGUCCUUGAAUGGAUCCAGCGCUAUGGGGCCUGCUCUGAGCCCCUUGCUGGCAAGUGGUUCUCCCAGAUGACCCUGGGCAUGGCCUACCUGCACAGCAAGGGCAUCGUGCACCGGGAUUUAAAGCUGGAAAACCUGCUGCUGGACAAGCAGGAGAACGUGAAGAUUUCAGACUUCGGCUUCGCCAAGAUGGUGUCUUCUAACCAGAUCAGCCAAAGAAGCUCCUCUUACCAGCGCUUGAGCAUCCUUUCCCAACUCAGCCAGACCUACUGUGGCAGCUUUGCUUAUUCCUGUCCGGAGAUCUUGCGGGGCUUGCCCUACAACCCUUUCCUGUCUGACACCUGGAGCAUGGGCGUCAUCCUCUACACUCUAGUGGUCGCUCAUCUGCCCUUUGAUGACACCAAUCUCAAGAAGCUCCUGAGAGGGACUCAGAAGGAGGUCACUUUCCCACCUAGCCAUGCCGUCUCCCAGGAGUGCAAGAACCUGAUCCUCCAGAUGCUAUGCCAAGCUGCCAAGCGAGCCAACAUCCUGGACAUCAUCAAGGACCCCUGGGUGCUCAAAUUUCAGCCUGAGCCACCCACCUAUGAGAUCAAGCUGCUUGAGGCCAUGUACCAGUCUCCCAACACCACGAAUCUGCAGCAACCCUUGGAGUGAGCUGAAAAUGGUGGAGGCAGGGCCUGCGAGGAGCAAAGCAGGAGGGAUUGGGUUGACAGAUCCUUUACAUCGAAAAUAAAUUCAAUUUUUUGUUUGUU
Chinchilla lanigera (long-tailed chinchilla) is the source of this 851-nucleotide messenger RNA. It is a transcript of the gene Tssk4, whose product is annotated as testis-specific serine kinase 4. Gene Ontology annotation, cellular component: cytoplasm. Gene Ontology annotation, molecular function: tau-protein kinase activity; protein serine/threonine kinase activity; ATP binding. Lineage: Eukaryota; Metazoa; Chordata; Mammalia; Rodentia; Chinchillidae. The record is from RefSeq and is a predicted model, not a curated record. Gene Ontology annotation, biological process: microtubule cytoskeleton organization; intracellular signal transduction; protein phosphorylation.